UCUGCCCCACCUGUAGCGUUGUUCUCGUUUUCGCUUGUUGGAUCUCGUUCUUACUUGCGGUUCUUUUUGUAGCUUCAUUCACUCCAAAGAAGGAAAACCAACAAGCACUUCGUCGACAUGAGCUGGUGGUGGGCGGGCGCCAUUGGCGCGGCCAGGAAGAAGCUGGAGGAUGACUCCUCCUCCACCGUCCCCAAGUACGAGAGCGUGGCCAUCGUCAUCGGUGCCACGGGUAUCGUCGGCACCUCCCUCGUCGACAUCCUCCCGCUCGCCGACACCCCCGGCGGCCCCUGGAAGGUCUAUGCCGUCUCCCGCCGCCCCCCUAAUUCUGCUAUUCUCCCCUACUCCUACUCCCCGGCUGACGCCGAGGCCCCUGUUGCCGCCGAUACUCUCCGCGUCCAGCACAUCCAGUGCGACGUCCUCGACGCCGCCGACGCCGUCGCCAAGCUCUCCCCGCUGACCGACGUCACCCACCUCUUCUACGUCGCCUGGGCCAACCGCCUCACCGAAGCCGAGAACCGCGUCGUCAACUCCGCUAUGCUCCGCAACGUCCUCUCCGCCGUCGUCCCUUCGGCGCCCAACCUCUGCCACGUCUGCCUCCAGACCGGCCGCAAGCACUACGUCGGUCCUUUCGAGGCCGUUGGCAAGGCUCUUGCUCAUGAUCCGCCCUUCCGCGAGGACCUUCCUCGCCUCCCUGUCCCCAACUUCUACUACGAUCAGGAAGACAUCCUGUUCGACGAAUUAUCCAAGAAGGAGGGCGCCGUGACCUGGUCGAUCCACCGCCCCACGACCAUCUUUGGCUUCUCCCCCACCAGCCUCAUGAAUCUAAUCGGCACCCUCUGCGUCUACGCGGCCAUCUGCCGGAAGGAAGGAGCGCCCUUGAAGUGGUUCGGCAGCCGGACGACAUGGGACGGUUUCAACGACGCGUCAGAUGCUGACCUCAUCGCCGAGCAGCAGAUCUGGGCGGCUGUCGACCCGUACGCCAAGAACGAGGCGUUCAAUAUCAGCAACGGGGACUUGUUCAAGUGGAAGCAUCUGUGGGCGGCUCUUGCGGAUCAGUUUGGGUUGGAAUCCGUGGGGUACGAGGGGGAAGCGAGCCGAUUCAAGCUGGAGGACGCGAUGAGGGGGAAGGAGGCGGUAUGGGCGGAGAUCGUCGCGGAGAAUGAGCUGGUGCCGACAAAGCUGGAGGAAGUGGCGAGUUGGUGGUUCGCUGACGUAGUUCUGGGCCUCGAGCUGGCGCACCUCGACAGCAUGAACAAAAGCAAGGAGCAUGGAUUCUUGGGGUUCCGCAACACGGUAGCUUCUUUCAAUUCUUGCAUCGAUAAGAUGAAGGCUUUCAAAAUCGUUCCUUGAUGCCUCUUUUUCAUAUGGGUCUAUCUAUGUUAUCAACUACGCAUAUGCUUUCUCGUUAUGGUUGGUUACUUGUUAUGCUUGUUUUCCUUCUUGCAAAAUAUCCCUGUCUUCAAGCCAAAUUUCCAUGGUUUGCUUGCUAAAAUGUACUGAAAAUUAUAUGAUUAUGUGGGAAUAAAUGUACGAUAUUGUUUACA
Messenger RNA from Musa acuminata AAA Group (dessert banana), 1544 nucleotides. RefSeq names its product 3-oxo-Delta(4,5)-steroid 5-beta-reductase-like. The transcript has a single exon. The record is from RefSeq and is a predicted model, not a curated record. Bases 118 to 1350 code for a protein of 410 amino acids. NCBI's taxonomy places the organism in Eukaryota, Viridiplantae, Streptophyta, Magnoliopsida, Zingiberales, Musaceae.